Molecule: messenger RNA, 2241 nt
Organism: Dictyostelium purpureum
Lineage: Eukaryota; Evosea; Eumycetozoa; Dictyosteliales; Dictyosteliaceae
Exons: 4
Coding region: 1-2241 (746 amino acids)
Cellular component (GO): mitochondrial inner membrane
Source: RefSeq, a predicted model, not a curated record
AUGUUAACAGCUUUUAAAACAAUCAAAAAACUACACCCAAUCACUCCAAUACCAUUGAAUUAUAAUAAUAAUAAUAAUGGUUUAAAAAGAAAUAACAGUAAUGGGUGUAAUAGUAUAUUUAAAAAUGAUUCAUUAUCAUCAACAACAACAUUAUUAAACUGCAAUAAAAAUUCACAGACAGAUAACAAUAAUAAAAAUAAUAAAAAUGCAAUAAUUAAAGGAAAUUAUCAAUCACAAAGAAAUUUCGGAUCAUGGGGUUUUAGAUUUUUAAUGGGUUUUACAAUUGUUGGUUUUAUGUUUAUUGCAAGAAGAUGGCAACCAAGACAAAUUCAAAGAAUUAUCAAUAUGUUCAAAAAGGGUUCAGAUGAUAUGGAUAUUUUAUCACUUACAGCAAAUGACCAAACCUUUCUUUCAAAUAUAUCAUUUAAUCGUGAAAAAGAAGUAAACUAUUUAAAUUCAUUUCUUAUGAAGCCACCAAUUGGUCCUAUAGUCAUAGCUGGUCCCGAGGGUUGUGGAAAAUCACAUAUUGUUCGUAGAGUUUUAUCAUCAAGACAAAUGUCAAUUUUAGUAGAUAUGAGAAAAAAUGCUGUAAUUACAGAUGACGAAUUGUUGUUAUCAUUUUUAGGAAGAUUGGGAUAUUUAUUACCAUCAAGUGAUCCAAUUUCAUCAUUAUUUUUAAAACCUGAAAAAAAACAAAGAGUUAAUGUUCAAGAAAUUGUUCAAGGUUUAGAUACAGUCUUUCAAGCAUUAGUAAAAAUUAAAGAAACCUAUCAAAUUACACCAUUAAUUACAAUUUCAAAUAUUGAAGCACUACCAAUUUCUGAAAAUUUUACUAGAUUCUUAGAUUGGUGUAUUGCAGUAACUGACAACAAAUUGGCAAAUAUUGUAUUUUUAACAUCAUCACAAUUUAUACAUUUCCAUUUAGACCAAAAGGUUAGAAAUUAUUUGCAUUUGGUUUUUAGCGAUGAACAUUCUCAUACUAAAAUUGCAGAUCACCCAAUAAUAAAAUCAUCAACUGAAGAAGAAAAUGUAAAGGAUAGCGAUGAAAACUAUAACGAUACUACCACCAACAAUGAUCAAAAACAAAAUAAAAUUGCAAAUUAUAAUAAAAAUAAAAAUUCACAGAUCGUUAGUAGUGGAGGUCACAGUAGUUAUUUAAAAAAGGUUACAACAGGUAUCGAUUUAAUAAAUACAAAGAACUGGUUAUCAAAUGAAGAAAUUGAAAACAUGAUUUCAAUUUUUGGUGGUCAAAUGAGAGAUAUUGAUUUAAUCUCAGGUUUGGUAAAAAGAGGUGAAGAUUAUCAUUUUUUAGUUGACCUUUUCAUUUCUGAAUCUGUUCAAAAGUUAUCAUCUGUAAUCGAUUCAAUGUACCAAAAAGCAAAUGCAUCCGAUAGUGACACAAAGAAAACUCAAAUCUUUGAAAAGUAUCAACGUUUUUGGAAAAUGUUGGAGGUUCUUUCAGAUAAAUAUAUUAUUAGAGUCAGUGAUUUAAUUCAAGAAGUUUUUGAUGAACAGCCCGAAGAAUUGGAUGAAUACUUUCAAGAGAAUAUAAUUUAUUUUUGGGUGGGUUCAAUUAUUGAACAAAAGAUUUUAGGAGAAAGUGAGGAUCCAAAAGAAAAAUCAUUAAAUAGUAAAGAUGAUGACAAUAUGGGCAGAAUAAACUCUGCAAAAGUUGCAGCAGCUCAUGCCCCAAACAUGAUAGAUGAAAAUGGUAAAAUUAUUAUUUCAGAAGAUUCAACAACACCACCACCAACCAUAUCAAACAACAAACAUGAAUUAAUUGACAACUCUGUACCAAUCAACCCAAGCUCCGCCAAACCAACUGACCACAUUUUAAUAACAUCUGCAACAACUACAAGUGAAGUUCCAAAUAGUACUUUUUAUAGUUUGGUUAGUUUUUCAUCACCACGUAUUCAAUACUCUGUUCAGGUUUUAUCCAAAGAUCAACGUUUAAAGCAACAAAGAGAUGCCAUCGAUAAAUAUUUUAAGAAGCAAGAUUUGAAAGAUGAAAAAAAAGAAUUAGAGGAAGAAAAAGCAAUUAAAAAUGUGGAAUACGAUAAAAUCACUACCAGACUAGAUUCCCUUGUAGCAAAUUCUAAAGAGUGGGUCAAAUUUGUGGGUGAAACUGAUUUCAUAAAAAGAAAAGAUUUCUUAAUUCAAAAAGAAGAUGAACUUUUAACUCAAAUUGAAUCAUUAAAUCAAAAGAUAUAUUUAUUAGAAAAAGAGUUGGAUGAUUUAUAA